AUGUCGUCCAUCCUCAAUGUUAUUUCCCAAUCUCAAAAUGAAGAGAAUAUUCGGCCGAUAAAGUCAACAAUUGAUGCUUCUCCAACUAAAAAUGAGGAUUCGAGUCUUCAGGAUUCAUCCAACAUAAUGGAGUCGCCACCAAAACCAGCGGUGGACAAAGACCUCAUGCAAAAAAAGCAGGUGGCAAGUGAGCUCAUUGCUCUGUGCGAGAAAGUUAUGAAUGUCCGGAACAAUUCUGAUGAGUUCAUUGCAUUCGUCAAAGAACAGAAGAAUAUGGCUGCUCCUUUGAAAAAGAGGACGUCCGCCGAUAAGCGAAGGAUAAGCGGCAAAACGAGUCAAAGAUGCGAAGUAAGCAAGUUCGGUGGAUGA
Molecule: messenger RNA, 369 nt
Organism: Caenorhabditis remanei
Lineage: Eukaryota; Metazoa; Nematoda; Chromadorea; Rhabditida; Rhabditidae
Exons: 4
Coding region: 1-369 (122 amino acids)
Source: RefSeq, a predicted model, not a curated record